AGAGGCGAGAGGAGGAGUUUUCCAGCCCGGCCUUGGCGGGCUAGCAGCGCAGCCCCCAGGUCUGCUCGGUCUCCUGCCGCCCCCUGGAAGCGCGCUGCGCUGCGCUGCGCUGCGCUGCGCUGCUGAGCCCAGCGAAGCGCCCGCUGGCCAUGGGGGUCCCGGUACUCCGGUCCGCGCUGCUGCUGCCGCCCGCGCUGCUCCUUCUGCUCCUGCUGCUUGUCCCGCCGAGCCGCGGCUUUCCAGACACUCCUUGGUGCUCCCCCAUCAAGGUGAAGUACGGGGAUGUGUACUGCAGAGCCCCUCAAGGAGGAUACUACAAAACAGCCCUGGGAACCAGGUGUGACAUUCGCUGUCAGAAGGGAUAUGAGCUACAUGGCUCUUCCCAGCUCAUCUGCCAGUCAAACAAGCGGUGGUCCGACAAGGUCAUCUGCAAACAAAAGCGAUGCCCUACCCUUGCUAUGCCAGCAAAUGGAGGGUUUAAGUGUGUUGAUGGUGCCUACUUUAACUCCCGGUGUGAGUACUAUUGUUCACCAGGAUACACAUUGAAAGGGGAACGGACAGUCACAUGUAUGGACAACAAGGCCUGGAGCGGCCGGCCAGCCUCCUGUGUGGAUAUAGAACCUCCUAGAAUCAAGUGCCCAAGUGUGAAGGAACGCAUUGCUGAACCCAACAAGCUAACGGUACGCGUGUCCUGGGAGACACCAGAAGGAAGAGAUACAGCAGAUGGCAUUCUUACUGAUGUUAUUCUAAAAGGACUCCCCCCAGGCUCGCAUUUUCCAGAAGGAGACCACAAGAUCCAGUAUACAGUUUAUGACAGAGCUGAGAAUAAGGGCACCUGCAAAUUUCGAGUUAAAGUAAGAGUCAGACGCUGCGGCAAACUCAAUGCCCCAGAGAAUGGUUACAUGAAGUGCUCCAGUGACGGUGACAAUUAUGGAGCCACGUGUGAGUUCUCCUGCAUCGGUGGCUAUGAGCUCCAGGGUAGCCCCGCCCGAGUAUGUCAAUCCAACCUGGCUUGGUCUGGCACAGAGCCCACCUGUACAGCCAUGAAUGUCAACGUGGGUGUCAGAACAGCAGCUGCACUUCUGGAUCAGUUUUAUGAGAAAAGGAGACUCCUUAUUGUGUCCACACCCACAGCCCGAAACCUCCUCUACAGGCUACAACUGGGAAUGCUACAGCAAGCACAGUGUGGCCUGGAUCUUCGACACAUCACCGUGGUGGAGCUGGUGGGCGUGUUCCCAACCCUGAUCGGCAGAAUAGGAACCAAGAUUAUGCCUCCCCACCUGGCUCUGCAGCUCAGGCUGUUGCUACGAAUCCCACUCUACUCCUUCAGUAUGGUGCUAGUGGAUAAGCAUGGCAUGGACAAGGAACGCUAUGUUUCCCUGGUGACACCUGUGGCCCUCUUCAACCUGAUUGACACUUUCCCCUUGAGAAAAGAGGAGAUGGUCCUGCAAGCGGAAAUGGGCCAGACCUGUAACACCUGAUGUGAUGAUGUUCCUUUCUUACUGGUCCCUCUUCUCUUUCUACACAGUGCCGUGCACAUGAGAAGGCCUUAAAAAUAUCCUUGAUGUACAGAUUUUUAUUUGUAAUUUUUAAAGUCUAUUUUAUUAUGAGCUUUCUUUCCCUUAAAAAUUGGCACAAUGCUUUUUUUUUUUACUUCAAAAUAGUUCAAAAAACUAUAUGAACAUAUAUAUUUACUCUCUUUAUUCCAUCAUGGCUGGUAAAUUUUGUAGAGAAAUUAGAAACCACAACCAUAAACACGAUUUCAAUGUGUUAUUCAGUGUGACACAUCGCUGUCUUCUAUUUUGUCCAUAUGAAACUUUUAUUAAUAAAAUAUUUUGGAGCAAAUUUA
Messenger RNA from Marmota flaviventris (yellow-bellied marmot), 1849 nucleotides. NCBI's taxonomy places the organism in Eukaryota, Metazoa, Chordata, Mammalia, Rodentia, Sciuridae. The record is from RefSeq and is a predicted model, not a curated record.